UUAAUUGUGUGCCAGUGUUUUUGUUUAUACUGUUGGAUAAGACUUAGAGAUUUGGGUGACAUUUGAAUAUGUUUGGGUAAGAACUUCUUCUUAAUCUAUCGUUCUUGAAUUUUAUUUGAAUUAGUUAUAGUUUACAGCUUUAUAUUAACUUAAUAAAGUAUUAAAAGUUUCAAGAAAUUUAUGGUAUUUUCAUUUGGUAAACCGUGUAUAUACGCGGUCUAGAGCUCUCAUGAAUUCAGGUCGUCCAAUCUUUUUUCUCAGUGUAUAAAUGGUGAUUUCACUUUUUCAACCAUUUAUAGAGUUUACAAAUAGUGAUGUUUCAUGCUAUUAAAGCUUAUUUUUGGUUUUGAAAUUGUGGAAUAAGGGAGACAUGCAUUCUGCUCUUUGGGGUUCUAAGGUAGGAAAUAGUUAGAGGACUACAAAUGACAGUAGCUAUACAUGGAGUUAGUAAUUGGCAAAUUGAUGCUUUAUGUUCUUAGAAUUUUGAAUCCAAUAUAUGUUUUAUACAUCGUUUUAUAUAUAGUUUUAUAUACGUAAGCGAAAGAAGCUAAAAAUGAUGAAGAAAUUGGUAUAUUCUUGUAUUCUAUUUAAUAUAUUUCUUAAUCGGGAUUUGUUUUUUAUUAUCAUCAUUCGUUUUUACCCAAUAUAUUUUUGUUUUCACUGUCAGAACCCUACAUGUAGUAGCAACUAACUCUACAUCAUCUGUUUUUUUUUCCUUUUUUGGUGAUGAUGUUUGAAAUUUGGUGAUCAGUUGGUUCAGGCAGGCUGAGGCGGCUUUUUCGUCGACCACCGAAAUGGCGGUGGUGAAGGAAUUUGGUGGAUGUGAGUCGUAAUUUGACCAUUCACAAUAACCUUAAGUGUCCUUUGUUUAAUGUUUCUUAAGGUUAUUGGAUUUAAGUGUCCUUUUCUUCUUAUUAAUUUUGGAGAUAUUGUUUGAUGUUUCUUAAGGUUAUUGGAUUUAAGUGUCCUUUUCUUCUUAUUAAUUUUAAUAAAAACUGUUAAAAGGUCCAACGGCAUGCGGUUGAAGAUCAAGUUGCUUACUUUGGACAAACACCGUCACGUCUUUUGACAGUCCCUCAUAUUAGCAAAAUUGUGAAUGGGAAGUAUACUUUUAUGAAGCUCAGUUAGUUUCUGCAUCUCAAUCUCAACCAACAAGCAUAAUGGCCACAAUCAAAUCAGUAAUGGCUCGACAAAUCUUCGACAGCAGAGGCAAUCCAACCGUCGAGGUUGAUGUUAUUCUAGCAAAUGGUACAUGGGCCCGUGCAGCUGUUCCUAGUGGGGCGUCCACCGGUGUCUAUGAAGCACUAGAACUAAGAGAUGGAGGCUCAGAUUACUUAGGAAAAGGUGUCUCCAAGGCGGUGUCCAACGUGAACACUAUUAUCGGCCCUGCUAUUGCCGGCAAGGACCCGACUGAUCAAACUGGUAUCGACAAUUUCAUGGUUCAAGAACUAGAUGGAACCAAGAACGAGUGGGGUUGGUGCAAGCAAAAGCUUGGCGCAAAUGCCAUUCUGGCGGUGUCUCUUGCAGUCUGCAAAGCGGGAGCGAGUGUCAAAAACAUUCCUCUUUACAAGCAUAUUGCAAACUUGGCGGGCAACAAGAAGUUAGUAUUACCAGUACCAGCAUUCAACGUUAUUAACGGCGGAUCACAUGCUGGAAACAAGCUUGCUAUGCAGGAAUUCAUGAUUCUUCCUACUGGUGCUUCGAGUUUUACGGAAGCCAUGAAGAUGGGCGUUGAAGUAUAUCAUAAUUUAAAGUCUGUUAUUAAGAAGAAAUAUGGUCAGGAUGCAACCAACGUUGGCGAUGAAGGUGGUUUCGCCCCUAAUAUUCAGGAAAACAAAGAGGGCCUCGAGUUGCUCAAGACAGCCAUUGCUCAAGCUGGUUACACAGGAAAGGUUGUCAUUGGAAUGGAUGUUGCUGCAUCUGAAUUCUACGGAAAAGACAAGACCUAUGAUUUAAACUUCAAGGAAGAGAACAACAACGGGUCUCAAAAAAUAUCCGGAGUGCAGCUCAAAGAUCUCUAUAAAUCGUUUGUGAGCGAGUACCCUAUUGUGUCGAUUGAAGACCCGUUUGACCAAGAUGAUUGGGAGCAUUAUGGCAAGAUGACUGCAGAAUGUGGUGAUCAAGUGCAGAUUGUCGGUGAUGAUCUUUUGGUCACUAAUCCAACGAGAGUUAAGAAGGCGAUCAGCGAGAAGACAUGUAACGCCCUUCUCCUCAAGGUUAACCAAAUUGGAUCUGUAACUGAGAGCAUUGAAGCUGUGAAAAUGUCAAAGCAUGCUGGUUGGGGCGUUAUGGCCAGUCAUCGCAGUGGGGAAACAGAAGACACAUUCAUUGCUGAUCUCUCUGUUGGUUUAGCAACGGGCCAAAUCAAGACUGGAGCCCCAUGCAGAUCAGAACGUCUUGCCAAGUACAAUCAGCUCUUGAGGAUUGAAGAAGAACUCGGGUCAGAAGCAGUGUAUGCUGGAGCCAACUUCAGAAAGCCUGUAGAGCCCUACUAGAUUUACGUUGAAUACGGUUGAAAUAAAAACUCAAGGGAAGAGAAAAAGUAGACCUUUUCCUCAUAAUAAUUGUAUCUUUAAAGUUUAAAGUGGAUUUUGUUUUGUGGUAAUUAAUCAUUUUGGUCCAUGGUAUGUGUUGUCUCUAGCUAGCCUUCACAAAGUUCCUUACAACACUUGCUAUGGCUUUUUAUUUUAA
Messenger RNA from Helianthus annuus (common sunflower), 2691 nucleotides. RefSeq names its product enolase. Gene Ontology annotation, biological process: glycolytic process. Gene Ontology annotation, molecular function: phosphopyruvate hydratase activity; magnesium ion binding. The transcript is spliced from 18 exons. The coding region runs from base 1161 to 2495 and encodes 444 amino acids. NCBI's taxonomy places the organism in Eukaryota, Viridiplantae, Streptophyta, Magnoliopsida, Asterales, Asteraceae. Gene Ontology annotation, cellular component: phosphopyruvate hydratase complex. The record is from RefSeq and is a predicted model, not a curated record.